Triticum urartu is the source of this 517-nucleotide messenger RNA. Lineage: Eukaryota; Viridiplantae; Streptophyta; Magnoliopsida; Poales; Poaceae. The record is from RefSeq and is a predicted model, not a curated record.
UACUCCCGAUGCGCCAUCACUCCCCCGCGCAUAAAUGUGGCAAGGUCACUUCUUCCCCUCAGCUCCACCUCACCCCACCCACCGAGUCCAUUCCCCGUCGCCCUCACGCUCUUCGUGCUCGCCGCCUCCCUUCGCGUGCUGCCUCAUGGCUUCCAUCGCCGGAUCUGCCGUGUCCUUCGCCAAGCCCGUCAAGGCAAUCAACACGAACUCGCUCUCUUUCUCUGGUGCAAGGAGGGGCAAUGCAUUUCUUCGCUUGCAGCCAGUGCCGAUGAGAUUUGCUGUUUGCUGCUCAGCAAAGCAGGAUACAGUGGAGAAGGUUUGUGAAAUUGUUAAGAAGCAGCUUGCUGUUCCUGAAGGCACUGAAGUUUGCGGUACCACCAAGUUUUCUGACCUUGGAGCUGAUUCACUGGACACGGUCGAGAUUGUGAUGGGCCUUGAGGAGGAGUUCCAGAUCAGCGUGGAGGAGACGAGCGCGCAGGCAAUUGCGACAGUUGAAGAUGCUGCCACGCUCAUUGAC